Trypanosoma cruzi is the source of this 2007-nucleotide messenger RNA. RefSeq lists its product as uncharacterized. Gene Ontology annotation, biological process: double-strand break repair via homologous recombination; mitotic G2 DNA damage checkpoint signaling. Gene Ontology annotation, cellular component: Mre11 complex. Gene Ontology annotation, molecular function: damaged DNA binding; protein binding. The record is from RefSeq and is a predicted model, not a curated record. Bases 1 to 2007 code for a protein of 668 amino acids. The transcript has a single exon. Lineage: Eukaryota; Euglenozoa; Kinetoplastea; Trypanosomatida; Trypanosomatidae.
AUGUGGGUUGUAUAUUUUAAGGGUGAGGCCUGUUUUUGGCUUGUGGGCGGCGAGUCGUACACGGUGGGAAAGAAGGACUGUCAAAUCAUCAUCAAAGAUGACGCGAGCAUCAGCCGAAAACAUCUCAGGAUGGAUGUUGGGGAGAUAUUAGCGGUAGAUGGAAAAGAGCACGUGGAGGAUGAAGAAGAGACGCCAGCGCAGAUGAUUCUCACAGAUAUGUCCAAAUAUGGCACUGGAGUCUCUCCUUCCUCGCCGUGUAGCAACGGCAUCAGGCGUGAGGCGACUGAUCUCAUCACAAGGGAGCUGCAGCUAUGCCGUAGUCAAGGUAGUGCCAACGAUGACGCAGAGGCGGAGGUGCUUCUGUCACAGUCGCCACAGAAGUUAAAUAAAGAUGAGCCGUUUCAUGUGCCCUGUGAAAAUGCCUCGUGGUGGGACUUCUCCAUCAAUCUCGGCACACACGGCGCGAGACUGCGGCUGCGGUGGACCCCAAUGCGUGUCCUUACGCUCGCUCUCGAAGAGGAGCAGAGAGCGAAGCUGAACUGUUACCUGCGUCGCUGCGGUGCCCACGUCGUGACCGAUUAUUACCGAGCGGACUAUUUUGUUACCUCACUUCUUACGCCUACCCCUGUUACCAUUGCCAUGUUGUGUCGCGCCGUGGACAUCGUGACGCCUGCCUUCUUUGAGGCACUGCGGAAUCGCCAGGGACCGCACGUGCCGCUGCCGGACCCGCGGGUGUACACGCCGCCACUUGCGGAUUUUUGGUCAAAACUGUGGGAUGAUGGGACAGAAGACAAGAGUGUUGGUGGCACCCACCCACAGGUGCAGUCAGUCGUGGAUGAUUCGGAAGGGCUGCGGCUCUUGUAUCCGCCACAGCGACAGGAUCGCCAGCGGCUGUUCGCCAGCCUCACAUUUGUUACUGUGCAGCGAUCGCUUUAUGAGGAGGUGAGGAAAUUUCUGCCUUGUGCCCAAGGGCGGGUGCUGUUGGAUGAGUCGUUGAUACAAUUAAAUAACGACUAUCAUUACGAGCGGGUUAUUGUCUCUUUCUACGCCGAACACCAGCUUCAUGUUGUUUUGUACAACAGCCGAGAGCGUCUUCCACUCCUCGACUUUGUGCCUGUCAUGCGGGAGCAACUGGGGCUCUGUUGCGUGGAGUAUUUUGACAUCAUCAAGAGCAUCGUCCGCGCGACACCACUCAUACUGACGCCCUUCCCGGAGAACCCCAUGCCGCGUUUGCCGAGGGCGAAUAAAAACGAGGAAAUAACUGUAACGGCGAAGAAAGUUACCGCGGGGGUGAAGCGGCCGCACGCUCCUGCGAGUCCCGGUGGGAGGCGCACCGAUCCAAAUCCUCUUUUUUUAGAGGCAGCCAGCGAUGGUGAGGUGGGGGCGGCAGAAGUCUAUGCGGAUUGUCGGACGGGAAAGAAGACAAAAAAAGAGGAGAAGAUGGACGGUUGGGUAACCCGCGAGCUCACGGCUUAUCCCGACGCCAAGGACCUCCUCCUGUUGGACCCACCCCUUCUUCCGUCGUAUCCGUGUUUCCAAGCGUACGGCGGCAGCGGUGGUGACGGCCCCACCGGUAUGAGUCCUGCCGUAGUGCCGUCAGGUGGUAAGUGCUUUCGGAAGCAAAACUUGGCUCUGGGCGGUGAAACGGUGGAGUUGGAGCUAUUAGCGAGCGGCCUGCCCGGCAACACGGUGCUGUCCACAACGCAUGACAUCGACGCCGAUGACAUCAUCCCGGUGACGGUGGAGAAUACGGCAAGGCGGUCAAGCGAAUUGCGCUUUAACGCCUUUGACGCGACGGCGCACCACCAUCAAUUGCUCAACAGGACUGCAGCCGCAAGGCGACGUGUAGGACGACGUGGCGUUGCGCACGAGGCACCCGCGAACGUGACGGCAGCGGGGGUGGCGGCUCCAGGGGGCGGCAUGGUCGCCACUUCAACGAAAGUGGGGAGUCGCAAAAGAACUGGAGGCGCCCCAGUGAACAUUUUUGACAUGGAGGCUCUUUUCUAG